AUGACCAUAGUCUCAAAUGAUCCCAUUUACUGGCCACAUAUCAGUUUCAAUAUUUUUUUGCUGCUGGCAUCGUGGUGGUAUAUGAUUGGUCUUAACACUCGAACAAGAGUGAUCAGCGCCACUGUACAGCUAGCUGCAGCCGCCCACAACACACUCUGGCUCAUUCCAGCUUCUUUCUCUUCUCUCAUCGGCAUGAUCCUGAGAUUCUUGUUGGUGUACUUUUUGUGGCGCUGGCCCGCUGAAGGUACAACAAUUCAGAUGCUGCUAUUUGACCCUAAAGGGUUUCUGGACCAGGCUCAAGGCUCAGAGGAGAGGAAAUAUCAUGAAAAACUGCUGAAGACUACUCUGACUCCUACUGGUAACUGGUGAAAAGAUAACUUGCUUAUGUAAGCUACAAAAGUGCCAACAUGAGGUAAGGUAAAAACAGUCUCUACAAGCCCAGCCAGAAAUGAAUCCCUACA
Suillus plorans is the source of this 461-nucleotide messenger RNA. RefSeq lists its product as uncharacterized. NCBI's taxonomy places the organism in Eukaryota, Fungi, Basidiomycota, Agaricomycetes, Boletales, Suillaceae. The record is from RefSeq and is a predicted model, not a curated record. The transcript is spliced from 6 exons. The coding region runs from base 1 to 369 and encodes 122 amino acids.